Messenger RNA from Erythranthe guttata (spotted monkey flower), 2245 nucleotides. Its product is annotated as Methylthiotransferase. Gene Ontology annotation, biological process: negative regulation of cyclin-dependent protein serine/threonine kinase activity; tRNA modification. Gene Ontology annotation, molecular function: tRNA-2-methylthio-N(6)-dimethylallyladenosine(37) synthase activity; 4 iron, 4 sulfur cluster binding. The record is from RefSeq and is a predicted model, not a curated record. Lineage: Eukaryota; Viridiplantae; Streptophyta; Magnoliopsida; Lamiales; Phrymaceae. Gene Ontology annotation, cellular component: mitochondrion; cytosol.
CAAACCUCUCCCCAUAGCAGAAACCCCCUAUCCAAUUUUCACAGCACUCACACAUUUCAUCUCUCAUGGCGUCUCCCUCUCUUACUUCUCUCUCUUCGGUUCUGAAUCAACAACACUGUAUAAACCUCCCCAGACGUUGCUCCAUUCUCACUCUCAGAUUCUUCUCCUCGAAUCCAUGCCAUUUUUCUCCGGCGAUUUCCGCCGCCCGCAUCGUCUGUAGCCGGCGUUCAUUCGGGCGGAGCUCCGCCUCAGCUUUCUCACACAGAUUUUCCAGAAGCUUCUCGCAGUCUCAAUGUCAACCUCCGAUUUCCAUAGGCGGCAAGUUAUCGGAAAUUCCAGCUCUCCACCAUUUCAUGCCCAAAGCAAGUGCCGCUGUCACAGAUGCUGCUGUUUCCGAUCUCCAUCUCGACUCGAUAGCACUGUCUGAUGUUCUUCCAAGUGGUCGGAUAUACCAUGAAACUUAUGGAUGCCAAAUGAAUGUUAAUGACAUGGAGAUUGUCCUAUCUAUCAUGAAGAAAGCUGGAUAUAGUGAAAUCGUGGAAGCUCCCGAGAGUGCAGAGAUUAUAUUUAUAAACACAUGUGCGAUCAGAGACAAUGCAGAACAAAAGGUGUGGCAGAGACUUAAUUAUUUUUGGUUUCUGAAAAGGCAGUGGAAGAAAAAUGUUGCUAUAGGAAGGUCUCAGUCCUUGCAUCCUCCGAAAGUCGUUGUACUGGGGUGUAUGGCUGAGAGGCUGAAGGAUAAAAUAUUGGACGCAGAUAAGAUGGUUGAUGUUGUUUGUGGGCCCGAUGCUUAUCGAGACUUGCCGAGGCUGUUAGAAGAAGUAGACUCGGGCCAGAAAGGGAUCAACACACUUCUUUCACUUGAAGAAACUUAUGCUGAUAUCAAUCCAGUGCGUAUCGCAAAGAAUUCAAUAAGUGCGUUUGUCUCUAUAAUGAGGGGUUGCAAUAACAUGUGCUCGUUUUGCAUUGUUCCUUUCACAAGAGGCCGAGAGCGAUCUCGUCCGGUCGAGUCCGUUGUUAGAGAGGUGGGAGAGCUUUGGAAGGAAGGUGUCAAAGAAGUAACUCUUCUUGGGCAAAAUGUGAACAGUUAUAACGACACUUCUGGUGUUGAAGAGGUUGAAUCUGGAACAAACUGGAAGUAUAGUGAUGGAUUUAACAGCAUUGCCAAAGUAAAAAAUGUGGGUUUGCGCUUUGCUGACCUACUCGACAGACUUGCAGUUGAAUACCCAGAGAUGCGAUUCAGAUACACUUCACCUCACCCAAAAGAUUUUCCUGAUGACUUGUUGUAUGUCAUGCGAAAUAGAAAUAAUAUAUGCAAAAGCAUCCAUUUGCCUGCACAAUCAGGCAGCAGUUCAGUACUGGAAAGGAUGCGGAGGGGAUAUACCGGAGAAGCAUACUUGGAACUUGUUAAAAAGAUACGCGAUAUAAUUCCUGAGAUCGGGAUAAGCAGUGAUUUCAUAUGUGGUUUCUGUGGGGAAACGGAGGAGGACCACCAGGACACUCUAAACCUAGUAAAAACUGUUGGCUACGAUAUGGCAUAUAUGUUUGCUUACAGCAUGAGAGAGAAAACCCAUGCCCACAGAAACUAUGCCGAUGAUGUUCCUGAAAAUGUAAAGCAAAGAAGAUUAACAGAACUUAUUGAAACUUUCCGUGACAGCACAGGCCAAUGUUAUGACUCCAAAAUCGGCUCAGUCCAACUUGUAUUAGUCGAAGGGCCCAAUAGAAGGGCACCCGAAACAGAGCUAAUCGGAAAGAGUGAUAGAGGCCACAGAGUAUCGUUUACUAAUACUCCAAUUCCAGAUAGAGACAACAAUGAUGUUAGACGGAGUCCAAAAGUCGGUGAUUUUGUCGAAGUUAAUGUACUGAAAUCCACUAGGGCAUCUCUUCAUGGAGAAGCAGUUGCUAUCACAAAAUUGAGCUCGUUUUAUGCUGAUAUGCAUGAAGAAAGUCUUGCUUGUGUUAAUACAGCUUAGAACUUAUUAUGUCAAGAAUUUUGGCUACAUUUAAUUUUUUUUUGUUCUUCGAGAAAGCGCAAGUCCGAUUUGCUUGGUUUUAUGGGAUUUCUUGGCCCGUUUGGUGCAUCGUGACAUUCAUCAUGGAAAACCGGAGGUUGGAUUUCGCAGGUAAUAAUUACAAUCCAGCUACAUAUGUUUAUUUUGUUUAGCAGUUUAUUUGUAACUUAAUUAAUAUUGAUAUGUUUUGGGCAGCUGAGUCUAUAUAUUAUGGACUGUGUAGAUAUUCCCUA